Messenger RNA from Cucurbita pepo subsp. pepo (vegetable marrow), 558 nucleotides. RefSeq names its product mitochondrial phosphate carrier protein 3, mitochondrial-like. Gene Ontology annotation, molecular function: phosphate transmembrane transporter activity. Gene Ontology annotation, cellular component: mitochondrial inner membrane. The record is from RefSeq and is a predicted model, not a curated record. Lineage: Eukaryota; Viridiplantae; Streptophyta; Magnoliopsida; Cucurbitales; Cucurbitaceae. Gene Ontology annotation, biological process: mitochondrial phosphate ion transmembrane transport.
AUGAACUGGACCCUGGUGCAAAAACCAGGAAAUGUGCUUCACAAGGAUAGGAUGGUUAGCGAGGUCUUCUCAGAAAUCGACCCAACAAAGUACAAGAAUACCUUGCCCGGUUACAGUGCUCAGGGUGCCUGCAAGUUUGGAUCCUACGAGUUCUUCAAGAACUACUAUUCUUACAUGGUUGGAACAGAGAAUGCAGCCAACUACAAAACUUUCAUAUACCUUGCUGCUUCAGCGUCUGCAGAAGUCAUUGCCGAUGUUGCUCUUUGCCCCAUGGAGGCCGUCAAAGUUGGCGUCCAAACUCUGAGGUCAAUUCUGAGGGCUCUACAAAGGCCUGGUUCCUCUUUGGGGGCGUCUGACAGAUUCCAUGUAAAUACCAUGAUGAAAUUUGCCUCUUUCCAAACAAUUGUUGAGAGGCUGUACACUUAUGCCAUCCCAAGGCCUAAAGAGCAGUGUAGCAAAUCCCUGCAGCUUGGAGUGAGAUUGCUGCCAACAACUGGUAGCGCUACCACUGCUCCUGCCGCCAACAAGUCAAGGGGGGAGCCUGUUUGUGCACCCUAA